AUGUCCGUGUCAGGGCUCAAGACCGAGCUGAAGUUCCUGGCGUCCAUCUUCGACAAGAACCACGAGCGAUUCCGCAUCGUCAGUUGGAAGCUGGACGAACUGCACUGCCAGUUCCUGGUACCCCCGGCGCCGCUGGGUAGCCCGCACUCACCGCAGCUGCCGCUCACACUCCACUGCUACAUCACGGAAUCUUACCCAUCUUCUUCACCAAUAUGGUUUGUGGACUCCGAUGACCCAACUCUGACAUCAGUUCUGGAACGUCUAGAAGAUACUAAGAACAACAAUUCGCUUUAUCAUCCACUACCCACGGGUCAGAAUGGAAUAACAGAAGAAGUGACUUCAGAAGAAGAGGAGGAAGAAGAGAUGGCCGAAGAUAUAGAAGACUUUGAUCAUUAUGAGAUGAAGGAAGAAGAGCCUAUCAGUGGGAAAAAUUCAGAGGAUGAAGGAAUUGAAAAAGGAAAUUUGGCAAUAUUAGAGAAAAUUAGGAAGACUCAAAGGCAAGACCAUUUAAAUGGUGCGGUGUCUGGGUCAGUGCAAGCUUCAGAUGGACUUAUGAAAGAGCUCAGGGAUUGUAUAUACAGAUCACAGAGUUAUAAAACAGGGAUUUAUUCAGUGGAACUCAUAAAUGACAGUUUAUAUGAUUGGCAUGUUAAACUGCAGAAGGUUGACCCUGAUAGUCCGUUGCACAGUGAUCUUCAGAUCUUAAAAGAAAAAGAAGGCAUAGAAUACAUUUUGCUUAACUUCUCUUUUAAGGCUAACUUUCCCUUCUAUCCUCCAUUUGUUCGAGUGGUAUUACCUGUUCUCUCAGGAGGGUAUGUGUUGGGUGGAGGAGCAUUAUGUAUGGAACUUCUCACAAAACAGGGCUGGAGCAGUGCCUAUUCAAUAGAAUCGAUCAUCAUGCAAAUAAAUGCCACCUUAGUCAAAGGCAAGGCCAGAGUGCAGUUUGGAGCAAAUAAGAAUCAAUAUAAUCUAGCAAGAGCCCAACAGUCCUAUAAUUCCAUUGUACAGAUACAUGAGAAAAAUGGCUGGUACACUCCUCCAAAGGAAGAUGGCUAAAAUAUGUUGACUAUCAUAUGUUUGGACCAAUGUUGCUUUAAAGAAAAUCUUCCCAACAUGCAGAUACAAGCUUUGAGUGCCCUUAUAACAGCAGUACCGAAGAUGU
This is a messenger RNA of Sciurus carolinensis (gray squirrel), 1162 nucleotides long. RefSeq names its product ubiquitin-conjugating enzyme E2 Q2-like. The record is from RefSeq and is a predicted model, not a curated record. Lineage: Eukaryota; Metazoa; Chordata; Mammalia; Rodentia; Sciuridae.